This is a messenger RNA of Abrus precatorius (Indian licorice), 2573 nucleotides long. RefSeq lists its product as uncharacterized. The record is from RefSeq and is a predicted model, not a curated record. Lineage: Eukaryota; Viridiplantae; Streptophyta; Magnoliopsida; Fabales; Fabaceae. Bases 204 to 2240 code for a protein of 678 amino acids. Gene Ontology annotation, cellular component: SCF ubiquitin ligase complex. The transcript has 6 exons. Gene Ontology annotation, biological process: SCF-dependent proteasomal ubiquitin-dependent protein catabolic process.
GUGUUUCGUUCUUGGUUUUCCAAUUCCGUUGGGAUUGCUCCAUCCACAGUCCACACCCAUAGUCGAGUCAGUGAGUGUUACUGUGUCUCGUUUCAUUCAAAGGCCCACCAAACCUCUCCCUUUAUAUUCUCUUCUUCACUCCCCACUUCUCCGCACCACACAUCCCUUUCACUUUCGCGCGUGGCCACCAACCACACAGCACAAUGCUUCCAACCAAACCCAAUCGAAAACAACCUCCUUCUUCUUCUUCUUCUUCUUCUCCUUCUUCUUCUUCUCCUUCAUCAUCAUCAUAUAUUCCUCAAUCACUUCCGAUUCCAAUUUCUAAUUCUCCUUCGAUUGCCGAUUCUGACCUAGACAUUGCUACAAUGAUCGCUCACUUUCUCGACCAACCUAACGCCUCUCCUCUCCAUCAUCAUCAUCAUCAUCAUCAGUCUAACGAUAACGGAGAUCAACCAGAGGCCAGAGAAUUUCUCAAGAGAGAAUUUGAUAGCGCCGUUGAUUUUUUCGCCACCGACGAUUUUGCCGCCGUCAAGCGUACUAGGAUUAAUGACAACGCCGGCAACGACGAUUCCAACGCCGUUAGAUUCGCCUUUGAGUUACACGGUGGCGGUGAGAGGAAGGAGCCACUAGUUGAGAUUGAUUUUUUAUCCAAUGCUUUUCGUGAAGACGUAUUGGCCUUAGAACUCGGAAACCAGGAUUCCGACACUGACACAGACAUCGACGUUCUACCCUACCACCGCCAAACAGUGCAUGAGUUCAGAAGGAAUCAGAUUAUAAAACGUUUCCGACAAACCGCCAAGGAAAAUGCAUCACGCUUUGCACGUUUUGAAACUGAUGUUAAAGAUGAAGGGGAAGAAGGGAUUGGAAUUGAUGAUAGUUCAAGUUCUACCCCUUUUGCUAUAGCUAUGAGAGCUAUCAAGGAUCGAGAGAUGAAAAUUUCGCAAAAGGGGUGUGUUCCUGCUUCUUCCGUUACAUGGGUUUCUAAGAGGAAUCAAGAAGGUGCAGGGUUGAGGUUUCGGGUUCCCUCUUUGCGUGAAUUGUCCCUUAAAGUUCUCGCUGACAAUGCUGAUGCAAUUGUUUCGCUUGAGGGUGUUCCGGAUGAACUGAGGCACAGGCUUAGCCAGUUGCUGUGCGAUUCGAGAAAGAUGAACAUUCACUUUUUCGAACUUCUUCUUGAUGGGUCUUCGUCUCCUACGGAGAUAAGGCUGAAAGAUUGUUCGUGGUUGACGGAGGAACAGUUCACGAAGUGUUUUCAAACGUGUGACACUAGCAGAUUGGAGGUGCUACAACUUGACCAGUGUGGACGGUGUAUACCUGAUUAUGCAUUACAUGCUACCUUGGCUCGGUCAGCAAGGUGGUUGCCUAGAUUAACUAGUCUGUCCCUCAGUGGUGCGUGCCGUCUUUCAGAUAAGGGGUUACAAGUACUAGUUUCUUCUGCCCCAGUACUUAGAUCGAUAAAUCUAAGCCAGUGCUCCCUUCUCACAUCUGCCAGUCUUAAUAUUUUGGCCAAUUCACUAGGAUCACUUCUGAAAGAGUUGUAUCUUGAUGAUUGCCAAAUCACUGAUGCUGCACUAAUUGUGCCAGCACUGAAGAAAUUGGAACAUUUAGAAGUAUUGUCAUUGGCUGGUAUUCAAACUGUCUGUGAUGAAUUUAUCAAGGACUACAUCACUGCACGUGGUCACAACAUGAAGGAGCUUGUUUUAAAGGACUGUAUAAAAUUGACUGAUGCAUCAAUAAAAGUCAUUGCUGAACACUGUCCUGGGUUGUGCGCACUUGAUCUUAUGAACUUGCACAAAUUGACUGAUUUAUCUGUAAGAUAUCUUACAAACAAUUGUCAAGCACUUCACACUUUGAAGCUCUGCCGCAAUUCGUUCAGCGAUGAAGCAAUUGCUGCUUUUUUGGAGAUCAAGGGAGAGUCCAUGAAAGAACUUUCACUUAACAACAUUAAGAAGGUUGGCCACCACACAACGUUGUCACUUGCUAGGCAUGCAAAAACGUUGCAUACUUUAGAUCUAUCUUGGUGCCGAAAUUUGAUGGACAAUGAACUGGGUUUGAUUGUUGAUAGCUGCUUCUCGCUGAGGUUACUGAAACUUUUUGGAUGCUCGCAGGUAACAGACGUUUUUAUGAACGGGCACUCAAACCUAGAGAUUCAGAUCGUUGGAUUGAAGAUGUCUCCUUUAUUGCAACAUGUCAAAGUACCCGAUUCCCCUCAACGUGCUUUGCGUUACCAGUCUCAGUAGAUUUGAUAUGAAAUAGAAUCAGAAAUGAAAUAUAUCGACGGUGACAUCUGGCAAAAUCUGCGGUUAUUUCUAGUAAAAGCAGACUUAACUUUCUGCUAACAUGGUACUAACUGAAGAGGCAAGGAAAUCACUGUUGCCGGUUAUACCUUUUGUUUUAGUAGUGCAUUUGUUGAUUGACUGUGAUAGUCUAAUUGUAAGGGGAGAAAACAUUUUUCCUUGUUGCAAGCAUUCAAAGUCAAACAUACAGACUAUUAUAUUUUAGCAGAGUAUUUUCAUAUUCAUUAUGUACAGUGGAUUUAGAUAAUAAUAAAGUUUCUUCUUGAGAGAAGGAAU